This is a messenger RNA of Platichthys flesus (European flounder), 2707 nucleotides long. Its product is annotated as DNA ligase 1-like. The transcript has 5 exons. Bases 544 to 1905 code for a protein of 453 amino acids. The record is from RefSeq and is a predicted model, not a curated record. NCBI's taxonomy places the organism in Eukaryota, Metazoa, Chordata, Actinopteri, Pleuronectiformes, Pleuronectidae.
UAGAGCCUCAUGUAAUCUGUUAUGUGUGUAAACUUAUGAUUUUUUAUUUUGCUGGGCGCAGUUUUUAAAGGAAAGAGCGGCCCUGGUGAGGACCAAUGUGAAGACGUGACUGUGUCCAGGGUAUCAGGGCCCGAGCACCGGACAGAGUGAGACCAGGUGAGGGCCUAUCGAAAUUGAGAAGCUGAAGUCCAGUCUCCUCAACGAGGACGGAAGCUUAAAGGAGAAAGUGUAUUUGAUAGACUGGCAGGCAAGGAGAAGAAUCAGAUUUUGGAUUUGGAGAAGGAAAACCAGAGGCUGUUACAGCAGAUCCCUAAGCCUCAGGCUUUUGAGAGUCGCACCUUCACGAAAUACUUGGACAAUGUGAAUGCCAUAAAGGAGAAGCAAGUGAAACGGGAGAGAGAGAAGAAGGAGAAGAAAGACAAGAUAGAAACGAAGAAGCAGGAAAAGAAAAAGCAGCUGGAGAGAGAGAAGAAGGAGAAGACGGAGAACGAAGAACAGAAGAAGCGAGAAAAGAAUGAGAAGAAGGAGGAGUCACUUGGACAAAUGCAGUCUGAUGAUGCUGCCCAACAUAAGGGGAACGGUGUCACCAAUUUGCUGAAGGCCCUCAGUCACCCGAACACAAGGAGGAAGAACCAGGAGCUCGCUGCAGAGAACGCUUCUCUUAAGAAGCUGCAGGAUAUGAACGCAGUUCUACUGAGGCAUGUGGCAGAGAAAUCUGCUCUGCAAAAACAGGCUGCAGUAAACGCUGCUCUAGCUGCAGUACACGUUGCUCUGAAGAGGCAGCUGUUUGCUGAGAACGCAACUCUGAAGAAGCAAAAGGCCUCUAAUGACUUACAUCUGGAUCAGAUCAGAGGCGACUGUGUCAACAUGUUGACGUCUGUUAACAUAUCAAAAGCCAGAGAGAGAGACUUGAAGAAGGAGAUGGAAGAUCUGAAGACGAAGAUGAAUGAGAAGGUGCAAGAAAACAUCUCCCUCACCACUGAGCUUCAGCUCCAUCAGUUGGAGAGCGAGAAAGUCGAAUUUGACUUGAAGGUGAAAUGUUCAGAUCUGCAGGAGAAGCUGAAGUCCAGUCUCCGCAACGAGGAGAGAAGCCAACAGGAGAAAGUGUAUCUGGUAGAAUGGCUCGAGAGGAGAAAGAUUCGGAUUUCGGAUUUGGAGAAGGACAAACAGAGCCUGCUACUGCAGAUCCCUAAGCCUCAGAUUCAUGAGAGUCGCACCUUCACGAAGUACUUGAACAAUGUGAAUGCCAUAAAGGCGAAGCAAGCCAAACUGGAGAGAGAGAAGAAGGAUAAGAAAGACGCAGAGAAGCAGGAAAAGAAAAAGCAGCUGGAGAGACAGAAGAAGGAGAAGAUGGAGAGCGAAGAACGGAAGAGGAGAGAAAAGAAGGAGAAGCUCGAGCUACUGGCGAUAGAGCAGAAGGAGAAGAAGGAGAAGAGAGAAAUGGAGAAGCAGGAAAAGAAAAGGCAGCUGGAGAUAGAAAAGAAGGAGGGGCCGAAGAGCGAAGAAGUGAAGAAGAGAGAAAAAAUGGAGAAGAUAGAGCUACUGGCGAGAGAGCAGAAGGAGAAGAAGGAGAGCAUAGAAAUGAAGAAGCAGGAGAAGAAAAAGCAGCUUGAGAGAGAGAAGAUGGAGAAGAUGGAGAGCGAAGAACGGAAGAAGAGAGAAAAGAAGGAGAAGAUCGAACAAUUGGCGAGAGAGCAGCAAGAGAAGAAAGAGAAGAUAGAAAUGAAGAAGGAGGAAAAGAAAAAACAGCUGGAGAGAGAGAAGAUGGAGAAACUUGAGACAGAGAAGAAGGAGAAGGCGGAGAGCGAAGAACUGAAGAAGAGCGAGAAGAAGGAGAAGGAGGAGAUGGGAAUUAGGAGGGGGAGAGAGUGGUUCCCCUGUUUUCUCUUUGAAAUCCGGAGCUAGAUCUCUUGAUCUGGAUUGAGAGGCGUCACUACUGAGCAACAGAAAUCAGAAAAGUAGUGGGGGAAGUUUAACUUCUUUUGUACAGUCUCCAGCCGUGAUCCAAGGCAGCCUCAGGUACAAGAUCACCCCCCAUAUGUUUAACAUGCAACGGAUCUGCAGCACAGACACAGAGUCACUGACCGAAGUCACCAAACAACUCUGACCUGGUUCGACUCGGGAUCAAGGUCACUGCGAUCCCAGAUGUUAUCUUCAGACGCCUCAGGAGAAUCCUUCAAAUGUUCACUUAGACUCAGAUUAACUGAUUAGAUUUCAGUGAUCGGAGGUCAAAGGUCACAGUGGGGGCUCUGGCGGAGGCUCUUUGUGCUCCUCCUCGUCCUCCUCGGAGCUGUCGCCUCCUCUCAUCAUUAUACCAAGAAAAUGUUGUGGGUUUAAUGUCUUUGUUCUGAAGCUCCGAACAAAUCCUAAAAUGAUCCAACUUUUUCACCUUAAAGCAGCAGCUUAAUUAAGAUGAGUUUGUUUAUGUAUAAAAUUAAUAAAUUGUGUAUAUUACAAUUUCCAUGUGGUCAAAUGUAUUACGAGAUAAAUAAUGUGUCGUGUUUCAGUGAGAAGCUGUAUGAAAAAGAACAAUUAUUUAUCUUUUUGUCUUUACUGCUAAAUGAACAGUUUGUCAUUGUGCCACUAAAAUUAAAUUAAUAAAUGUGUGGAGUUUUUACUGUUGUCCAGCAGAGGGCAGCACAGACACACUGAUGCUAACUUAAAAGCUUUGAGAAAGGACGUGAUCGAAACUUCGUGUAAAACUUUU